AUGCCAACUUUGGAGGAGAUAAUACACUCAACUACGGAUGCAGAGUCCGUCAAGGAUCCUGAGGAGAUUGAGAUUGAACAAAUCGCUUGGUCCAUGAAACGAGUAAGAGCAGCCGCCGAGGAAAUCUCUUAUGCACUUGCCUCUCGACCAAAUAAGAACUUAGACAAAAACGAGCUAGAUUGGAGCCCUCAUGUCCAGGCAAUGGAUAAACUAUUGGUUGACCUUCAACAUCAUCAGUUAUUGUCCUCAAGACAAACAAGCCUUGGUACAUAUUUUCAAUCGAGUAGUUGGGCACUUCUCGUGAGUGGUCUUCGUCAACUCAACGUCUAUUCGAAGACCUCUCGUCAUCACUGGCAAACACAAACGUCACGUAAGGCAAAAAACGAGGUAAGUCAGGCAGCUCUUUGA
Messenger RNA from Melampsora larici-populina 98AG31, 408 nucleotides. RefSeq lists its product as uncharacterized. NCBI's taxonomy places the organism in Eukaryota, Fungi, Basidiomycota, Pucciniomycetes, Pucciniales, Melampsoraceae. The record is from RefSeq and is a predicted model, not a curated record. The transcript has 2 exons. Bases 1 to 408 code for a protein of 135 amino acids.